Messenger RNA from Osmia lignaria (orchard mason bee), 3220 nucleotides. It is a transcript of the gene atl, whose product is annotated as atlastin GTPase. Lineage: Eukaryota; Metazoa; Arthropoda; Insecta; Hymenoptera; Megachilidae. Gene Ontology annotation, molecular function: GTPase activity; GTP binding. The record is from RefSeq and is a predicted model, not a curated record.
AUGAGCGACAAAAGAAGGAUACCGCCGAGAAAACGGCACGUGGAACCGUCGAAUAGAUCCAGGGAAUUCCGAGAAAUUGGAGAACCUAGAGAAUCUAUCAGGCAAACUAGAGAACUCCGAGAGACUAAGGAACCGAGAGAACUCAAAUACACUAGGGAAUCGAAAGAUGUUAGCAGGGAAUUCAGAGAACUUAAAGACAGUAGGGAGGCUAAGGAAGUUACCAGGGAACGUAGAGAACCUACCAGGCCACCAAGGACAAGGAUGCAACAGGCUCGAGACAAUGGAACCAUCGAUCGAAACGUGAACCGUGCCGAAAAAGUACCGAUGACGACCCUCGAUGAGAACGUGAACCGUGUUCCACGGCUGUACACAAACGAAUCAGCGGACCACUUGGGUUGGCAAGACAGAAUAGAACGCCUGUCAAUGAAAACCGAGGACACAUCGGAAGAUACAUCGGAAGACACAUCAGAAGUCGGAAGACCUGUACCAAUUGUACUUGCUCAUCCGGAUCAUACGUUCGAAUUGAACGAAGAUGCCCUAGCAGAAAUCCUCCUUCAAGAUGAUAUUAAAGACCGAAGUGUAGUUGUUGUAUCGGUAGCAGGAGCCUUCAGAAAAGGCAAAAGCUUCCUGCUCGACUUUUUCCUUCGAUACAUGAAUAAUCAGUAUAAUAACAAUAACCAAACGGACUCCUGGUUGGGUAACGACGACGAGCCUCUGAAAGGAUUCUCAUGGAAAGGUGGAUCCGAACGAGACACGACAGGGAUAUUAAUGUGGUCGGAGGUGUUUCGCGGUACUUUACCCACUGGUGAAAAGGUAGCUGUGAUCCUGAUGGACACCCAAGGUGCUUUCGAUAGCCAGUCAACGGUGAAAGAUUGCGCGACCGUGUUUGCCUUAAGUACGAUGUUGUCGUCCGUGCAGAUUUAUAAUCUGUCGCAGAACAUCCAAGAGGAUGAUCUUCAACAUUUGCAGCUGUUCACCGAGUACGGUAGGCUCGCGUUAGAAACAUCCGGUCGUAAACCGUUCCAAAAGCUGCAAUUCUUAGUAAGAGACUGGAGUUACCCGUACGAGGCGAAAUACGGUGCCAAUGGUGGUAAUCAGAUAUUGCAGAGGCGAUUGGAAAUUUCUGAUAGCCAACACCCGGAACUACGUAGUCUCAGAAAGCAUAUCAGAUCUUGUUUCUCGGAUAUAUCGUGCUUCCUGAUGCCACAUCCGGGCUUGAACAUUGCCACCAAUCCUCACUUCGACGGUAGAUUAGCAGAAAUUCAAUCUGAAUUUAAAGAACAGCUGAGAGUGCUGAUACCGAUGUUGUUGGCACCGGAAAAUUUAGUAACGAAGAAAAUCGAUGGUCAGGUUGUAAAAGCAAAGGAUCUGUUGGAGUAUUUUAAAAGUUACAUGAAAAUCUAUCGGGGAAAUGAGCUUCCUGAACCAAAAAGCAUGUUGGUGGCGACAGCAGAGGCAAAUAAUUUAGCCGCAGUUACAGAAGCCAAGGAGCUUUAUAUGCGAUCAAUGGAAGAUGUUUGCGGAGGAAAGAAACCAUAUGUAGCAACGGCAUAUCUUGAAACGGAACAUAUGCGAUGCGUUGAUCGAGCUAUUAGUAUGUUUCAGAAUAAAAGAAAAAUGGGUGGUGAUGAGUUUAGCAGAAAGUAUAUGCGCAGAUUGAGGCAGGAUAUGGAUUCAGCUUUCGAUCAAUUUAAGUCUCAGAAUGAAAAUAAAAAUGUCUUUAAAUCAGCACGAUCUGCAGCAGUGUAUAUUAUUAUUGCUAUUGUUUCGUACUUUUUCUCUGUAGUAUUUGGUUUUACGGGCUUAUACACAAUGGCAAAUAUUUGCGGCUGUGUCGUUUGGAUUUCUAUAGUAGCACUUAUCAUAUGGGCAUACAUUAGAUAUAGCGGUAAUUAUGGACUAAUGGGUGGUUUGAUAGAUGAUGCAGCUAAUUUUAUCUGGAACAAUUUCAUGAAACCAUUCUACCAACAAUUUGCGGGUCAGUCAAUGUCCGUAGCGAUGGCUGCUGCUGAAAUGGCUAGAAAUUCGACAAUGAAUGCCACUGUCACUGCCAAUGGCAAGCCUAAGAUGACGUAAUGUUCAUUCCCUUUAAAAUCGAAUCUCCAGUGCAUUAAAAACAUACAUUAAUGUAUUGCAACCAAUAAGUGGCAUAACAAAAUUUCAUUGUUUUGAACGUUUAAUACGAGGCCAUAAAUAACUUUUGUUAAUAAUGAUUGUUAAGUCACAAAAAGUAAAAAAAAUAAGAAAAAAACAGAGAGUGUGUUGGGUAUACAAAUUAAUAACGACUGUGAAUGUAUAUACAGUAUAUUUUUGAUUACAAUUCCCUAAUAGAUUGUUGAAAAUCGUGGUUACUAGUAUUGUCUAUGAUUACUACAUGCAUUGUUAGUGACAUAAAAUUCCAUAAUUACUGGUAAAUAAUACUGUAAUUCGAACAAAAACUAUUGUCUUAGGGUUGUUAAUGUUUAUGAUCCAUUUUAAUUAUUUCUUUUAUAUUGAAAAAUACAAAAUUUCCCAGUAAUCAUGGUAUAACUAGAAAAUAAGUUAGUAUCACAAAACAAAAUUUUUUGUUUGACGUAAAGUAUCAUAUAAAAAAAUUUUAUUUUAUGUUUCUGAUUUAUUUUCUGAGAAGAAAUCAGGCUCUUCUUAGUUUUAUACCGUGAGUACUGGAACAUGCCGUGCAUGUAUGUCGAAAUAAAAAAGGGAAAAGGGAAACAAAGCAACGUUCUAGCAACAAAUACUUUUACAUUUUUUAAUAUUAUUAAAUUCAUAUUUGACUUUUUAAGUAGAAAAAUAUACAUAAGCGCAUUUCAAGGUCACAAAAGGCGUAUUAUAAUAUUUUUGAGACGAAAUUUGAACCAUAUAUAGUUUGUAUGUUUAUGCAUCGUUCUGUGUACGAAUUAACAUUGUUAAAUUACAUCUGUGCCAGAUUUAUUCUACAUCAGUUACUAUUAUAUUGAUUAAUCUUUUUUUAAUAAACGAAAAUGUAAAUAUGACUCCGUGUUCUUCACGUUUAAUAAAUUCUGAUUAAAAUUUAUGAUAUAUGUAAUUACAGUCAAUUAAAUACACACAUAUGCCAUGUACUUAGUUUAUACGUUUAUUAGGAUCGUCGUCAAACAAAUAAGUAACUACAAUUUGUUAACAUCUUAUGAGCUGUGAAUUAUAUGCUGACAAAAGUGUAAAGGAUCACCAAUAAAAUCAUAAUUUUACCUUCUUCCUUUGA